This is a messenger RNA of Dreissena polymorpha, 4929 nucleotides long. RefSeq names its product putative sodium-coupled neutral amino acid transporter 10. Gene Ontology annotation, molecular function: amino acid transmembrane transporter activity. Gene Ontology annotation, biological process: amino acid transmembrane transport. Bases 294 to 3350 code for a protein of 1018 amino acids. The record is from RefSeq and is a predicted model, not a curated record. Lineage: Eukaryota; Metazoa; Mollusca; Bivalvia; Myida; Dreissenidae. The transcript is spliced from 15 exons.
GUGAAUGGUUCUUUAACUGUUUGAAGGAAAUCGAUGUUGAAUUCAAAUGGUAAUUUCUUUGAUGAAUACGUCCUUCUUUUGUCAGUCUAUCAAAGAAUGGCUAUCCUCAAAGAAUUGCCUGCUUACAUCCAGUCCUUUUAAAUGGAAAUGAUGGAUGGCGAUGAAGAAAUGUGUCCAGAAUUUACUUCGUCAUGGAAGCAAAUUAAAUUUUACGAAAAUAAACACGGUUAUAACACAACUGCGAUCCUGACUCAAACCUGGAUGUAGAGUAUACCAACCCUGUUGAGAUUGUAAUGUCUCCAUCACAGAAGAACUGGCCAUUUGUCAUCAAUGUCGGUAACAGCAUCAUCGGAGUCACAGUCCUGGCCAUGCCAUACUGCUUUCAACAGUGUGGUAUUCUGCUGGGCUCCCUGCUGCUCUUCUUCUCCAUGUGGCUCACCACGGAGUCCUGUCAGCUGCUUAUGAAGGCCGGGCUCACAUCCAGACGACGCUCUUUUGAACUCCUUGCAUACUACACUUAUGGUGCUGCAGGGAAGCUACUUGUGGAGCUGGGCAUGGUGCUUCUGCAAGUGGGGACUAUGGUAGCGCAGGUGGUUGUCGUUGGAGACCUGGGGUCAGCCAUAAUUGCCAAAGCAACAGGAAUUCAGAACUCAGGUCACCUGCGUGCAGGUGUGAUCAUUCUCCUGUGUCUGUGUGUGGGUCUUCCCCUGGCCUUACACAAGGAUGUGAGGGCCCUGGCCAAGGCUAGCACCAUGUGCAUCAUGUUCUACACGCUGUUCUGUGUAUACGUGGUUUUGCUGUCCAUUCCCAACCUGAUUUCUGGUACAUGGUAUAGUCGGGUGAAUUUCUGGCGCCAGGAAGGGUUCUUCAAGUGCUUCCCAAUCUUCUCCUUCGCGUUUGGAUGUCAAACGCAGCUGUUUAUAGUUUAUGAUGCACUUGCUGAUCCCUCCCUCAAACGGAUCAACAACAUUGUGAGCUCAGCUGUACACAUGUGCACUGCCUGCUAUCUCUUGGUUGCUUUCUUCGGCUACAUCACAUUCUUCACUGUGACAGACCUGUCGGGGGACAUGCUCAACCAUCUACAGGAGAACUUGCUCAGUGAUGCACUCAAGCUUAGCUUCGUGCUCUCCAUUGCAGUCUCCAUGCCUCUCAUCAUCUUCCCGUGUCGCGUUUCACUGCACACUCUGCUGUUCCCGCCGAAACCGAAAGAGGAUGUUCCCCACAGCAGUAAGAUGCCAGAGUCCCACUUUCUGGGGAUCACAGUGUUCAUUGUGGUGGUUUCUAUGAUCAUUGCCAUCCUCAUACCCAACAUUGAGUUUGUGCUUGCAUUGACUGGAGCAACAGCGGGCACUCUGAUUUGCUACAUUUUUCCUGCACUAUUCUUCCUCAAUGUCAUGUCGGAAAAUACUGAGAAGAAAAUGACAGCAAGGGUGGUGCUGGUGAUAGGCCUGUCUAUACUGUUGAUAUGUACGUACACCACCCUGAGUCCACCAAGCCCGUCCUCCGCAGUCCCCAAUCUCCAUGGUGACUAUGUUGUCAAAGAGGAAGUCACUCUUAAGGACCUUGGUCUGGACAGACAACUGGAUAUUGAUGUGAAAGGCAAUGCAGUGUUUAAUAAGGUCCAACCUGCGGGAGGUAAGGAGCCAGUGGGGUUGAAGGACAGGCCAGGUGGAGGAAAACAGCAACCCCCUAUACCCCAGGAACCUGAUGAAAAACAGGUGCCUAUUACAAAAAAUAAAGACAAACUGCAUGGAAAAGAAGAAACAAUAAAGGCUGAUCAACAAGAUUUAGCCAUUAAAGAUAAAAAGGAGGAAACCAAAAUUAAAGAGAUGGAAGGCACAGGUAAAAAACAGGAUAUAGGGAAUAAUAAAGAUGCAAAAACUGAAAGAAAAGAUGAUGAAAAGAAAUUUGAAGCUGAAAAAAUGAACCUUGAAGAAGAAGCAAAAAAACAAGCUGUGGAAAAGAAACAAGAGCAGAUACUGGAGAAGUUAGAGCAUCAACAGGAAGAACAGAAGAAGCUGAUAGCUGAACAGAGAGAGAUCCUAGAGCAGUUAAAACAGCAUAAUGAGAAACAUAAGGUUGAAGAUCUAUGGAAUAAUCAGCAGGAGGGCGAUGGAAUACAAAAUCAAGAGGUACAUCAGGGACAACAACUGGCAAAUGUUGGACAAAAACAACCAGCUGACCAAAUAAAUAUGCAUAAAGAAGAAAACGUGCAGGUAUUUAAUGCUGAUCCAAAUUUGCAAGCUCAGAAGUUUGGUCUAGAACAGCAAGUUAAUGUUGCUCAUGGCCAACAGGUGAAUGAAAGUAAAGGCAUUAAAGGUCAACUAGAUGCAGGUCAGUUUGGUGAAGGCUACCAGUAUAACGAAGGCCUAAUUGAUAAGCUACGAAAUUUUGGUCAUGUUGAUAAACAGCAACAAUUAAAUCUUGGACAAGGCGAUGUAAAUCAGAAUUUAAAUGCAGGUCAAGUGGGUCAACAAAAUCCUGAUGAAAUCAGUCAAAUUCAUCAUAUGAAUGCUGGUAAAGUUGUUCACGGUCAGCAUAUAAAUCCAGGUUAUGUAAGUCAGGGUCUGCAGUUGAUUCCAGGUCAAGUUGGUCAGGGUCAGCAGGUGAAUGCAGGUCAAGAUGGUAAGGGACAUCAGUUAACAGAUGAUCAUAAUAAGCUGGUAAAUGCAGGUCUAUUGGGUCAAGAUGCCCAAGCUCAGCCACAAUUCAAGGAUCAACGGGGUCAAGAUAUACAAUUAGAUAUGGAACAUAUUGGUAAAGGACAGCAAAAGAUGCAUGAAGGCAAUGAUAAAGUUGAUAAUCAGAAGAAUGAGAAUCUUUCAGAACAUAAAGAAAAUGCUAUUAUUGGUAGAGAUUUAUUAAGUGGAAAAGAUAGACAAGAGGAAUAUAUCAUUCAAGCGAUAAAUGAAAAUGUUGAAGCACAAGAUACAUUAAAAAAUCGAGAGAAAAGGGAGGCAGAACUAUCAAAUGGAGACACAUUGCUGACAGGAAGACAAAAUUCAGAUGAUGAUUUGAAUGCAGAUCACAAUUUAAAAAAUAAUGAGGAUAUAAAAGAUGAAUUGACACUUACAGAGACAGAAAAAAUCAAUAUAGUAAACAACAAAGAUAAAAAUUAUAUAAAUAGUAAAACUGUGAUAGAUAAGUUAAAUGUUGAUAUCGUUGAAAAUACAAAUAAAGGUGCUGGUGUAUUAGAACAUGGUCCACUGCCUGUACAAUUAAAUUUUAAGAAGACUGAGAAUUUAGAUAAUCUCAUGGAGGGUUUAAAGGAGAAGUUGGGAGAAAGUUUUAAUUUCAGAAAAGGAACUUUUGAGAUGGAGGGGUUGCUUGUGUCAGAGAAGAAAAGAUGAAAGUCUGGAGUGUAGUGUAUAUAUUUAUUAUGUUUGAUAUACAGUCAAGUUAACGCUACCGGUAGGUUGUUUUCAAUUUAAAUCUUGAAUAUAAGACAGAAUAAUGAACAAUCAUUUAUAUUGCAGCUUUUCAAAAAUAUACUUCACCGGACAUGUACAUUUGUCAAUUUCUAAUUUAGGAAUAAAAUAGAAAUUUGAUGCACGCACUUUCUGAUGUGUUUGUGUUAUAUACGAAGAUCAGUUGCCCAUCACAUCAAAAAAAAAUGAGUCGCGUUCUGAGAAAACUGGGCAUAAUGCAUGUGCGUAAAGUGUCGUCCCAAGUCAGUCUGCACAGGCUAAUCAGGGACGACACUUUCCGCAUAAAUUGGAUUUUUGCUAAGAAGAGACUUCAUUACAACAAAAAAUGUAAAAGCGGAAAGUGUUUGUCUGGGAUGACGCUUUACGCACAUGCAUUUUGCCCAGUUUUCUCAGAAUGCUACUCAAAUAAAUAAAAAAAUAAAAAUUGCCCCAUGAGUAAUAAGGAUUGUACAGUAUUCACAACUAAGAAACUCAAGUUGAAGAUAAUAAGGUUUGCUACUUAUUAUAAUUUGUUAGGAUAUUGUAAAUAGUGGGCCACCAUGGUUACUUAUAAUAAUGUUUUUCAUAUUAAGAAACAGUUAUAUGAUAUUUUAUUGUUGAAGUGUCUGACGUUUACACUUGAUCUGUUUAUGGAUGUAAUUUUAACAUGUUUAAUUUACAAUUAUCACUUUUUGUUAAUGUUUUUUUUCAACCCUGUUUUUAAUCUGUUUGACUGUUGACAUUGGAAUAAAUGUGUGCCCCUUUUUGUAAAUUAUACAAGUAAUAAACUAAAUAAUUUAUUACUUGUAUAAUUUACAAUAAGUUUUAAUAUAAACCUAAUAUAAUUGUGAUUUAUUUCCAUAAAUGGCUGCCCACAGCAUCGUUAGCUCAAAUGUGGUAUCUGGAUGAAAAUUAGUUAUUUAGAGAUUUUGAUUGCAUUAACAUUAGUAAAAAAUGCAAUUAUAUAAACAAAUAUUGUACAAAGGAAUAAUUAUUUGUAUACAAUUGCUAUUGUAACCAACAUGAAAAAACAACGACAAUAUUUACAUUGAACAUUUUGAAUAGAAACUUAUGCGUUAAAUAUUCCAGCUUGACUUAAUAGUGCAUUGACUAAAUGUAGUUCUCUAUUUCCAGCCAGGUGUCAGUAUAGACAUCUGCUGACUUUAUUCCAUACUUAGUGCGGCUUUAAUUAUAACUCCAAAGGCUACACAAAUAUGGAAUUAAGUCAGCAUACUCUUUAAUAAUAAACUUUGACCUUGUGUUUGCCAUGGCUAAAUGGCUAUUUUGCUAUAUUUCAGAUAUAUAUAUGGUUAUAUUAUGGUUUCAAACUGUUAAUAAAGGAAUGUCAUUUUCUACAUUCAACACUGCACAUGUACAUCAAUACGCUGUUAUAAUAUUAUGUUUUGUGUAGAUGUGUUGAUUAUAAUUAUUGGCAACAUUCUUUGUUGGAUUGAAAUAGAAAUGCUGAUUUAGAAAAUGCUUUGUUUAUUUUGUUAAUGCAAUAAAUAUUUAUUGGACAUUA